AUGGCCACUUGGAAUCAUGAAAACUCGGCGAUGUCGAGUUCACCUUCGCAGCCUCGAACAGAUCACUUUUCGAAGAUGGUGGCUCGCUCGAACUCGGCAGUGACGAACUCGAAGUCCACGGCGACGAAGCUACGCCGCCACGUGAAGUCGGAGCCUGUCUCGUCGAGCAAGCUUAUUCAGGAAAACGCGAACAACGAGCAAAUCCAGACUUUAUAUCCAAAGAGGCCCAAUUAUUUGCCAAUUCGAUUUCAAAAAAGUCAAAUCGCUCCUGGUGCGACGGACGUGCGCGAUCUCCCAGGAGGGCGUCGUUUUACGCCAGUCAAUGUCUCCUCCUCCUCCUCGACGAUGUCUCACAUGACGCCCAACACUCCCAGUAGCAUUUAUUCGCCACACAUGUCUACCUACACCCCAAAGUACUCCUCCAGCAACGGGCUUCAUCCUCCUCCUGGAUCAUCGCCCUCCGCCAACUUGCAUACGACGACGCUGUUCUUAGAAGAAGAAAACCGCCAGCUGAGGGCGACAGUCAACACGCUCAAAGAAAAUGCUCGAAAAGUGGAAUUCCUCCAGCAGUCAUUAGACCACGUCCAGGGCGAAUUCGUGAAACUCAGUGAACUCUGUGCGCGCAAAUCACAAAUUGACGAAAAACGAAUUGAAACUUUGGAGGCAGCACUCAAACAGAUGACCUUGAACUAUCAACACUCGAAGCAGCAGCUUUCGAAGCAACAAAGUGGAAAGCAUCAAAGUAGCUCUGCUCACAAAUCUCCAGGAGUGUCGGAAAAUGAUCUUCGGGCCUCACCAGUGACUGGACUCAGAUCCUCGCAAACAGACCUCGAAGAUCAUGCCCGACUUGGCCAAAAUUCGUCAAAGGGAGAGAUGCAGAGCGCGCUAAAUUCGUUCAAUUUCCUUCUACGCGCGCUGAGCGAAAAAGACGACGAAAUCUCUAACUUGAAGAAGCGAAUUCGAAACACUCAUCAGUUCGGAUCAGACCGCUCACUGGACACAACUGGUGGCUUCGCUACUCCGACUUACGAGUAUCCCCGCGUACCGGGACAUCAACAACAGAUGAACGCGAACAGGCCUCCCACGUACGAUGUAGAGUAUUUAUUGUAUGGGAACAACAAGAACGGAGCGCAAAUGGCACCUGAGCCGCCUAAAGUACUGACGCCUCCCUACGAGUUCGAAUCAAUUUCAAAAACACCUCAUUCCAACAUUACAACGCAGCCAAAACCAGAAGUUCUCGGACUUCAGUCGAUAUAA
This is a messenger RNA of Oikopleura dioica, 1257 nucleotides long. The record is from the annotation of a GenBank genome assembly. NCBI's taxonomy places the organism in Eukaryota, Metazoa, Chordata, Appendicularia, Copelata, Oikopleuridae.